AUGAAGUUCUUCAUUUUUACCUGCCUUUUGGCUGUUGCUCUUGCAAAGCAUGAGAUGGAACAUGUCUCCUCCAGUGAGGAAUCUAUCAACAUGUUCCAGGAAAAAUAUAAGCAGAGAAAGAAUGUGGUCCUUCAUCCCAGCAAGGAGAACAUUUGUUCCACAUCCUGUGAGGUAUGUAUUGAUUUCACAUCAGUAGUACAAUGUGAAGUAAAAUAUAGUAUUAGAUCUUCCCCUAAGGAAACUGCUGAAGUUCCCAGGGAGAAAGUUAAGCUUACUGUGGAAGAUAAGCAAUACCUGAAACAACUGAGCAAAAUCAGUCAGUUUUAUCAGAAGUUCCCCCAAUAUAUCCAGGCUCUAUAUCAAGCUCCAACUGUUAUGAACCCAUGGGGUCAAGUUAAGAGAAGUGCUGAGCCCUUUAUUCUCACUGUGAGCAGACAGCAGCUCUCUACCGGUGAGGAAAAUUCAAAGAAGACUGUUGAUAUGGAAUCAACGGAAGUACUCACUAAGAAAACUACAUUGACUGAAGAAGAAAAGAAUCGCCUAAAAUUUCUGAACAAAAUCAACCAAUAUUAUCAGAAAUUAACCUGGCCCCAGUAUCUCAAGACUAUUUCUCAGUAUCAGAAAACUGUGAAGCCGUGGAAUCACAUUAAGACAAAUGUUAUCCCCUAUCUGGAUUACAGCGGCAAUCCUGGCAGUCCUUACCCAGUUAACCCAACUCUGAAUAUUCCUUAA
Molecule: messenger RNA, 732 nt
Organism: Physeter macrocephalus (sperm whale)
Lineage: Eukaryota; Metazoa; Chordata; Mammalia; Artiodactyla; Physeteridae
Product: alpha-S2-casein-like
Exons: 14
Coding region: 1-732 (243 amino acids)
Cellular component (GO): extracellular region
Molecular function (GO): zymogen binding; protein homodimerization activity
Source: RefSeq, a predicted model, not a curated record